AUGGCAACAGAAGACAGGGAGGUGACGGAAGCCCGGGGGGCGGGAGAAAGCUGCCCAAACUACCCCAACAUGGUGCCUGGUGACUCCAUGUCUGAAGGGAAGUCAAGGGCUUUGGAGGCGGAGUCCCAGAAGCCAGACUCCUCCUCCGACUGCCUGGAGGAGACGGAAACUUGCCAGGACAGAGGUUGCCCAGGGCCGCCUAAGUCGCUGUCCUCCAAGGCCGGCUCCACCACCAAGGGCCAGGCGGGCGACGGACCCGAACCUGCACCGGCGGAGAUGGCCCCGGCCCCCACCCCGCGGCCAGAGCGCAAGGACGAGCUGGAGCUGGAGCUGGAGAAGGCGCGCAUGGAGUUCGAGCUCACGCGGCUCAGGUGCCUGCACGAAGAGAACCAGCGGCAGAGGCAGCACGAGGAGGUGAUGGAGCGGCUGCAGCAGCAGGCGGCGCCCCCCAAGUUCUCAGGAGGCUUCCAAGACCUCCUGCUCCCCCAGAACCAGUCUGCCAUGUUCCUGUACUGCUUCAUCUUCAUACACACAAUCUAUGUCACCAAGGAGAUGGUCUUCUUUCUCUUCUCCAAGCACUACCUGUUCUGCCUUGCAGCCAUUUUGCUCUGUUUGAUUAAAGCUUUAUGGUCAUACUUCCAAACUGUCAGCGGCUCUGACCACACCAGCCCAGCCUGGCCACACUUGCUGGCUGGUGAUGGCAUAGGAGACUCUACUCUAGUGAUAAUGCAGCACACUGAGCGAGCCUGGACACAGCUGUGCAAGCUAUCAAGUCUUUAUUGA
Molecule: messenger RNA, 783 nt
Organism: Cynocephalus volans (Philippine flying lemur)
Lineage: Eukaryota; Metazoa; Chordata; Mammalia; Dermoptera; Cynocephalidae
Gene: TMEM247
Product: transmembrane protein 247
Exons: 4
Coding region: 1-783 (260 amino acids)
Cellular component (GO): endoplasmic reticulum
Source: RefSeq, a predicted model, not a curated record